Messenger RNA from Australozyma saopauloensis, 1959 nucleotides. It is a transcript of the gene GRS1, whose product is annotated as glycine--tRNA ligase. Gene Ontology annotation, biological process: mitochondrial glycyl-tRNA aminoacylation. Gene Ontology annotation, cellular component: cytoplasm; mitochondrion. Bases 1 to 1959 code for a protein of 652 amino acids. The transcript has a single exon. Gene Ontology annotation, molecular function: ATP binding; glycine-tRNA ligase activity. Lineage: Eukaryota; Fungi; Ascomycota; Pichiomycetes; Serinales; Metschnikowiaceae. The record is from RefSeq and is a predicted model, not a curated record.
AUGUCUGUUAAAGCCGCAGAAAACUUCUCGAGAGAGUCCCUCGAGCAGAUCCUCAAAAGACGUUUCUUCUACGCUCCUUCGUUCGAAAUCUACGGAGGUGUCUCUGGUUUGUACGACUACGGUCCUCCAGGAUGCGCCUUCCAGGCCAACAUCAUCGACACCUGGAGAAAGCACUUUGUGUUGGAGGAGGACAUGUUGGAGGUCGACUGUACCAUGUUGACUCCAUACGAGGUGUUCAAGACCUCGGGCCAUGUAGACAAGUUUGCCGACUGGAUGUGUCGUGACUUGAAGACCGGAGAGAUUUUCCGUGCCGACCACUUGGUCGAGGAGGUGUUGGAGUCCCGUUUGAAGGGCGACAAGGCCGCCAGAGGCCAGGCUGUAGUAGAGGAGGAGGACGACGAUAAGAAGAAGAGAAAGAAGAAGGUGAAGGAGAUUAAAAACGUAAAGUUAGACGAUGAGGUUGUAGAGGAGUACGAGACCGUUUUGAACAAGAUCGACGGUUACUCUGGUGAGGACUUGGGUGAGUUGAUCAAGAAGUACAACAUCGUCAACCCCGCCACUGGUGGUCCAUUGGAGCCUCCUGUGCAAUUCAACUUGAUGUUUGAGACCGCCAUUGGUCCUUCUGGCCAAUUGAAGGGUUACUUGCGUCCUGAGACCGCACAAGGUCAAUUCUUGAACUUCUCCAAGUUGUUGGAGUGCAACAACGAGAGAAUGCCCUUCGCUUCUGCCUCCAUCGGUAAGUCGUUCCGUAACGAAAUUUCUCCUAGAGCCGGUUUGUUGAGAGUGCGUGAGUUCUUGAUGGCCGAGAUCGAGCACUUCGUCGACCCAGAGGAAAAGACCCACCCUAGAUUCGCCGACGUCAAGGACACCAAGUUGAGCUUCUUGCCAAAGGGUGUCCAAGAGGCUGGUUCCAACGAGUUGAAGGUCACCACUGUCGGCGACGCUGUUGCCACCGGUAUGGUCGACAACGAGACCUUGGGUUACUUCAUUGCCCGUAUUCAUGCUUUCUUGCUUAAGAUUGGUGUUGACCCUGCUAGAUUGAGAUUUAGACAACACAUGUCCAACGAAAUGGCCCACUAUGCCUCUGACUGUUGGGACGCUGAGUUGCAAACUUCUUACGGCUGGAUUGAGUGUGUCGGUUGCGCCGACCGUUCCGCAUACGACUUGAGUGUCCACGCCGCCAGAACCAACGAGAAGUUGGUGGUUAGAAAGCCUUUGCCUGAGCCUGUGACUGUCGAGAACUUCGAGGUCGACUUGGACAAGAAGAAGUUCGGUCCUAAGUUUAGAAAGGAUGCCGGUGCUAUCCAAAAGUUCUUGUUGGAGCGUACCCAAUGCGAGUUGGAGGACUUGUCCAAGGAAUUGGCCGCCAACAACAAGAUUGCUGUUGAUAUCAAGGGUGUCGGUAGCUUCGAGGUCGAGUCUGACUUGAUCAAGAUUGCCAAGGUCCAACGUGUCGAGCACGUCAGAGAGUUCACCCCGAACGUCAUUGAGCCAUCUUUCGGUAUUGGCCGUAUCAUCUACUCUAUUUUCGAGCAUCUGUUCUGGAGUAGGCCAGAGGACAAGGACCGUUGUGUUUUGUCCUUGCCUCCUUUGGUGGCUCCAACUAAGGUCUUGGUGGUCCCAUUGUCCAACCACGCUGAUUUGGCUCCUCUUGUUGCCAAGAUCACCAGCGCCUUGAGAAAGGAGCAAGUUCCAUUCAAGGUUGAUGACUCUUCUGCCUCCAUCGGUAAGAGAUACGCCAGAAACGACGAGUUGGGAACUCCAUUCGGUAUCACUAUUGAUUUCGAGACCGUCAAGGAUGGUUCCGUUACCUUGAGAGAGAGAGACUCCACCAAGCAGGUCAGAGGUGAUCUUGCAGACAUUGUCAAUGCUAUCAAGGAGAUCACCUACAAUGGUGCUUCUUGGGCUGAAGGUACCAGCAAGCUUGCUCCAUUCGAGACCGCUGUUGAGGAGUCGUAA